GGAGGGGAAGGUGGGGGUGGUUAGAUGAAUAAAGUAAGGCAAGGGAUUGAAUUUGAGAGGAACUGGAAGGAGAACAAACUAGGUGCUUAGAUUAGUGUGAGUCUGGCUUCCGGAUUCUUUGGGAGAAUGUUGAAGGGCGGAACAGGAAAAACAAAAUUUAGGAAGAUAAAAGGCUUAAGGAGGAUCUAGGACCUGAAGGGGAAGGCUGAUGGUAGUUGGCAAGAGGAAGGAAGGUUAAAAGAAAAAUAAAGUGGAACAAUGAGAGGUUAAAGUCAACUGGUGAAGCAGACUGGCAGGUGAGGCAACUGAGGCAACAAGUCUGAGGUUGAUGAGAGUCCAAAGGGAAGGGGUGUGUGGCUACAUCAUUGAUAAGACCAAGGAAAGGAAGCCAUGACAGUUCUUGCUUUAUGUAAAUUUGCAUUACAUAAAGAAUUUCACAUUCUAAAAAAUACUUAUUAACUUUACUGUAUAAUAUUGUGCUCUCUCCUUUCCCACUCCUCAGAGGCCCCUUACCCCCCAAAAAACCCCUUUGAGUGAAAGUAGAACCAAAAAACUGCUGCCACCCCAUGGAGGCUUGGCUUGAGACCUCUACUGCUGAGAGAGACCUUUGCCCCAGGUUGCUCACUUGCCCAAGCCCCAAAGUGGUUGGUCUCCACUGACUCUUGUCCCUUCUCCUGCUCCGGCUUCUUUGUGCCUGGCCUUCACGUGUCCCCUGUGCCAGCUGCUUCCCUGCCUCCCUUCCCCACAUCCUAGAGCAAAAGCAUAUUACAUAAAAAUCGAUUUGCAGAGUGGUCCACUUCCUUAAAGUGAGAACUGUCUCUAAGUUAUUGAUAAUAAGUUAUUAUCAAUAAGUUAUAGUGGUAAUUGGCCUACAACUUGGGGCUUCAGGUUGGGGUACAAGUCUCAAAAAAUAAGACUGAAAAUUCUAACACAUGGAGAGUAAGGAAAACUGUAGGAAUUGCGCUGAGAGUGCAAUGGGUAUAUUUCUGCUACAAACAAAUGCUACUGCCUACAUUCCAGGGGCAGGCUUUCUUCCCCUGGGAGGAGCCAGGGAAAAGAUGAAAAAAUGGGAAGAAGACUUCUCUUUACAUGGACAGGGAAUGUUCCUGGAGGAAACAGCAGCGAGGCUUUAGUGGAGUGACAAGAGUGGAGGCCUGGGAGGACCAGGGACAGCUACACACCCCAAGCCCUAGAAUAGACUUGGAGCUAGCUCUUAGUGAAGGGAAGGGGGGGAUGCUCAUGUGACCUUGGGCUGCCUUAAGAGAGGUGGCAGAGAAUCCAGAAAUAAAGGGUCUUCUGCCAGGGUCAGACCACAUUUGGAUGAUUGUGUUCAGUUUGGACCACUACACUGUGAAGAUACUGGUGUCCAGAAGAAGGCCAGGAUGAUGAAGGGCCUUGAGAUCUGUAAACCUUAAAAUUUCUUAGACUUAUAAAUGUUGGAAAUUUCACCAUUGGGAAAUUUCAUACUUGAAAAAUUUCCUAUUGAUAGUGGGUCUUGGCUAUUGGAAUGUGAACCCCAUUGGCAUGGGAGGUUCCUCCUCCUCCCUUCUUAAGAUUACUUUAGGACAGAAACCUUUUGCUGAACAAUGGAAAGGACUUUGACCUAUGCUUAAGCAUAGAACAGGAAUUUCUUUGAGUCAUGAUUGAUUUUAGAAUUGAUACAAUGGAGAUACUUGGAAUCAAUCUCCACCCUACUCAGUCCUAACAGGAUUUAGGAAGGGCUGCAGCAUAGAUCAAAAUUUAAUUAUUCCAAUCUCUACCCUACUCAGGGUAACAGGAUUUAGGAAGGGCUGUAGCAAAAGAUCAAGAUUUAAUUAUUUGAGAAUAUGACCUUCAACAGACAUGUGCAAAGCCACAGACCUCUGGGGGGUCCUGGGUUAAGCUAGAGCCACCAUUGGCACAGGGAAAAUGAUGGACAGUGAUUGGUAGAUGGGAGAACUGAGGGGAGAGAACUUGGAUGGUUUCCUUAAAGAUAGAGGGGUCUGAGGACUGGGGGGUGGUGGGAGAGUUUUGGCUCUGAGUGGUUGGAGAGGUGCUCUUGAGAAGCUUGCUCUGAAGGAAGCUGGAGGUGGAGGCCCCGGAGACUGUUUCUCCAUUUUGGUCACGUGAGUAAUAGGGACUGAUCUCCUUUCUUUGUCCCAGCUAUCUAAGGGCUUGGGCCUUUUGGCCCAGCCUAAACAGAGGGGGUAUUUAAGCCCUAUUCCCUUCUCUCCCCUUUCUCUCUCUCUCUAUCUCUAAUUCCUUUCUUCCUCAUGUUUGUAAUUAAACUCUAUAAAAGGCUGACGGCUGACUUGAGUUUUCAUUUAGGAAUUACAUAGCUGAAUUCCUUGGCGACCUUAAAUUAACAUAUAUCAGUCUUUUAAAGUGAUUUCCUUGUCACAGAUCAUGCUAAUAAAGGGUCAGUUGAAGGAAUUAGGAAUGUUUUGCCUGGAGAAGAAAAGUCUCAGGAGAGAGAUUUUAAAAUAUCUGAAGGACAUCUAGGUUGCAUAGUGGUUAGAGUACCAGACCUGGGGUUUGGGAGGACCUGGGUUCAAAUUUGGUCUCAGACAUUUUCUGUGUGACCUUGAGCAAGUCAUUUAAACCCCAUUGCCUCACCCUUACUGCUCUUCUGCCUUGGAACCAAUGGGAGUAUUGAUUCAAAAGGUUUUUAAAAAAUGUAGAGAAACUAUCCAGAGCAUUCCUCUGUCAGAAGGAAAACGAGGCUGGUCUUGUGAGACCUGUUCUUGAUGAAACCAGGCUGGUUCUUUAGAAUCACUCCUUCCUCUUCAGAAUUAACAUUAGGCAGGUAGUCUAUUGUCCCUCAAAUGGAGAAUGGCUGAACAAAUUGUGGUGUCUGAUGGUGAUGGAAUACUACUGUGCUGUAAGGGAUCAUGAACUGGAGGAAUUCAGAAAGAGCUGGGAAGACCUCCAUGAACUGAUGCAGAGUGAACAGAGCAGAACCAGGAGAGCACCAUACACAGAAAGUGAGAGACUUUGCUAGUAAUAGCACUACAAUGACCCAGGGCAAUUCUGAGGGACUUAUGAGAAAGAACGCUGUCCAUAGCUAGAGAAAUAAAUGUGGGAGUAGAAAUCCAAAAGAAAAUAUAUAAUUUAUCACUUGUAUGUAUGGGAUUUUGGGUUUAGGUUUUAAAAGAUUAUUAUAAAAACAAACAAUAUGGAAAUAGGUUUUGAGUGGUAACACAUGUGUAACCCAGUGGAAUUGCUUGUCCACUCUGGGAAUAGGGAGGGAGGCAACAUGAAUCAUGUAACCAUGGAAAAAUAUUUAAAGAAUAAAAUUAUAAUUAAAAGCUAAAAAAAAAAUAGUUUAGAAUUUUCCCAGAAAUCAAAGUCAAGUUCUUUGACCUCUCAUUUGCAGUUCUUUUUUUCUUCCCACACUUGUCCUCCUGUCCUGCUGUAGCUCUCCUUUGCUCCAUCACCUUUCAAAAGUCACUCAUCAUGGAGCAGCAAUUGAAAGUUAGACCUAUUCAAAGAACAAUUUGACAUCUGAGUGGACCCCAGCAGCUUUUGCAAUAGUCCAGGCAGGAGAUGAUGGGAGGCCUGCACUGAGGGGAUGGUAGGCAGUGUCAGAGGAAAGAAAGGGGCAAAUUGGAGAGAUAUAAAGCUGACGCCAAUAGGCCUUGACAACAGAUUGUUCCUGGGUGGGGGAUGAGAGAGUAAGGAGUCCAGGAUGAUUUCUAUGUUAUGUGACGAUACAGCAGAGGAUCCUGGAGAGGAACCAUUAGAUGCGGAGGAGAAUUGUGAAGAAGCCUAACAAACCAGAGAAGAGAGAGCCCAGGUGCCUUGGGGCUCCUUUCUCCCUUCUGGUUGGCACUGGGGUCAGAGGCUGAGCUGUGGCACUAGGGAAGCCUGGAUUCUUCCUUCUAUAUCUCCCAGCUUUGUGGCCUGUCCCAGCUAGUUGCUCCCCUCUCUGAGGGUGAGUUUCCUCAUCUGUCAGAGGUGAUGGUGGUAUUUGUAGUAUCCUCCUCCUGGGGCGGAGGGUCCUGCUUUGUCUCCUUGGGCAGCCACCGUCUACCCCUGAGAAUUCUGGAGCAGCCUGGUGCUGGCAUGAAGGAAGCCCAAAGGUAAGUGAGACUGGCAUGGCCACUCUCUGCCCCCUCUGCCUUCCUGCCCCAAGCCAGACCUUUCCCACUGGGUGGUCCCAAUAGACUCUGCAGCCAGAGACUAAACAGUUCUCCUUCACUGCCCACCAGCCGGUCUUCUCUGGCCUCCUCACUGGGGGCCUGCUGUGGCGGCUUCUGCAGAGUUUAUUGUGCUUGGCUGGGAUGGUCUUGGCUCCAGCUCCAGGAGGUGCCCUGCUGCUGUGACUACCCAGCAGGGGUUCAGGGCUGGCUUCUGGACUCACAGGGAGCCACACUCCCUACACAUGAGCUUCUUUCAGGAGUGCCAUGUGCUCUGGCCAGCCAUGCAGCACUUGCCCCUGGAUUCCUUUGCCCAGCCACAUCUUUGAAAGGGCGUCUCUGUUCCCUGUGCUGGGUCUCUGCCUGCUCGUGGCUCACCCUGGGCAGGCUGACCUUUUCUGACCCAGGCCUCUCCAGAGCCCCUUCCCUGCCCUGUUCUGGGUCUUCCCUCUCUUCCUGGUUCCCUCUCCUCGACACUUCCCUUCCUUUUGUGCUGGGCCCCAGCUGUCUGCCACUGGUCCUAAGUGGGGUUCUUGCCAGGCCUCUGCCCUGAUCCCUGGCCUCUCCUCUGUGCCAUCUCCCUUGAGGACCUCAGCAGCAAUCCUCUUGAUUCCCUGAUCCAGCCCUGAUUUAGCUCCCAGGCAGCAGCCCCCCACCAGCCCCCGCCAGCUUGUCAAGAGGAUGGAAGGAGAGAAUGUAAAGCAUCAGGUUAGCACAGUGCCUGGCACAGAGGAAGCAUGGUCUCACAUGGAAUGUCCCAGAGUCCUCUCAAGGGCAUCCUGUGCAAACCGAGCUCAGUCCUGGGCUUCCUACGGAUUCACAGCCUCAGGCAUCCCAAAGGCCUCAUCUCCCUCGUUCCCCCUCCUGCACCGCCACUCCCAAGGCCACCGUCCCAGGCCCAGAGCUGAGUGUGACACCCUGCUCAGACCCCUGGCUGUGGGGAUAAAAUGCCAUUCCCUCAGUUUGGCCUUCAAGGCCCUCUCAACCGCCUUGCCAGUCUGUUUCAUCCUGUGGUUCUUAGUGUCUUCUCCAUUGCCGUCAGACUGGCCAGCAUCUCCUGCCCUCCCUCCUCCUCGAAUUCUGAGCUCCCCUCCAAAGCCCAGCCCAGCCACCAUAUCCUCUCCUCUGUGAGACCCUCCUACAGCCCUCUUCUCUGCCGAGAGCUCUUGAAAUGCCUAUGUAUGUGCUUUGUUUUCACUUAUCUGGGCUAUGGUAUCAUGGAAGGAGCUGGGCUCAGAUCCCACCUCCACAUUUUCCAGCUUUGUGGUCUGGGACCUCAAAGGCUCCUUCCAGCAGAGCAUCGUUUCCCCCACCCCAGUCUAGGAUGCAGGGUGCUGUUCCUUUUCCUGACUGUAAGUUCCUUGAGGGCAGGAGCACCUUCAUUUUUCCUCUGUAUCCCCAGCACUCCCCGUGUUGUCUGGCACCCAGGAGGUGCCUUUUCAGUGGCGUUCCCAGCAAACCCCAAGCUGGGAGGUAUGUAAUAGGACUCCUCUCUGGGGUUAGUUGUUUAGCCAUUUCCAAUUCCACGGGCCUACUUUAUGUACCAGCCCCAAUUGAUCGCUGUAUUAUCCAUGGUUUAGCUCUUCUCCCUGACCCUCAUUUUCCUGAGCUGUGCCCUCCUUCUCCCAUUGUGUCCCAUGGAUGUAGGCUGUGCCCCAGAACUGCCCUAGAGGACUGUUGGGGAAGGAGAGAGAGGAGGGGGAGCUUCUUCUGUACAGAGGGGCUCUGAGCCUCCCUAGCCCUGGAACUGCCUUUGGCCAGGAAAAGCCAGCUCAUGUGGGUGGUCAUGGUUUACAGCAUAACAAGGGCUCUCCUUAUGGCAGGAAUUAAUUUUGUUCCCAUUUUAUAGGUGUUGAAACUAAGCCUCGGAGCAGUUAAUUGCCCCAGGUCACUGUGUGCCCAGCCUGUCUGAGAGUAUGAUCGCUUGGGCUUUCUUCUGAAAUUGGACUCCAAACUGCCUGCCGAGUUAGCCACAAAGUAUGCCAACCUGUCAGACGGGGCUUGUAAGCCUGGCUACGCAUCUGCCCUGAUGACAGCCAUUUUCCCCAAAUUCUCCAGGCCUGCGCCCAUGUUCUUGGAUGACUCCUUCCGCAAGUGGGCCCGCAUCCGAGACUUCGUGCCACCCUUUGGAAUUAAAGGGCAAGAUAACCUGAUCAAAGCCAUCCUGUCAGCCACCAAAGAGUAUCGCCUGACCCCUGCCCUGGACAGCCUCAGCUGCCGCCGUUGCAUCAUCAUAGGGAAUGGGGGCGUCCUUGCCAACAAGUCCUUGGGAGCCCGGAUCGAUGACUAUGACAUCGUGGUCAGGCUGAACUCCGCACCGGUGAAGGGUUUUGAGAGGGACGUUGGGGGCAAGACCACCCUGCGCAUCACCUACCCGGAGGGCGCCAUGCAGCGGCCAGAGGAGUACGAGAAGGACUCGCUCUUUGUCCUGGCUGGCUUCAAGUGGCAAGACUUCAAGUGGCUCAAGUACAUCGUCUACAAGGAGAAAGUGAGCGCUUCGGAUGGCUUCUGGAAGUCCGUGGCCACUCGGGUGCCCAAGGAGCCCCCCGAGAUACGAAUCCUGAACCCCUACUUCAUCCAGGAGGCCGCCUUCAGUUUCAUCGGACUCCCCUUCAACCAUGGCCUCAUGGGCCGGGGGAACAUCCCCACGCUGGGCACGGUGGCGGUGACCAUGGCCCUGCACAGCUGUGACCAGGUGGCGGUGGCCGGCUUCGGCUACGACAUGAGCUCGCCCAACGCCCCCCUUCACUACUACGAGUCCAUUCGCAUGGCAGCCAUCAAGGAGGUAAGCGCCGGGCCUUUGCCUGGUCUCAGGGCGGGGAAGGAGGCCGCCCACCCCAGGCUGGGCUUCAAAGGCAAACGUGUCCUCCUGCUGGCGCUCCAAGCCGGGAGGGCGGCGGGUCCGAAUCCCCACAGCUCUGAGGAAAUGAGCUUUCGUUGGCCUCCGAAUGGAGACUCGGCCCUUCUGAGCCAAGCGAUGCAGGCCUGCUUAGCGGCGGCCGGUGGGGCCCACGUUGGACCAGAGGAAGGAGCAGCCAGGCAGGGGCCUCGAGUUGGGGGAGCCCCAGGCUGGGAAGGGCCCAAGUCCAUGCCCAGUGAGGCCGGCUGGAGCAAGGAUUGCAGAACAGGGCUCUGUUAGAGGAGUCGGAGCUGCCCCCAGGUCGAAUGAGCUCUGGAGGAAGGGAGGGAGCUUCCUGUCCACAGGCCUCGGCCUCUCUGGGUAACCCCCUUUGAUUCUGCCGGUGGCCAGUGAGCCCCGAACCCCCUCCCCCAUUUCUGAGCUGCCUCGUGCCACAAGACUCCACAGAGUCCUGGAGGUCGGCCCGGGUUUCUCCUGUGUGUGGGAACUGUUGGACAAGGUGGUUCUUCUGUUUUCCCGGUACGGAGGAGGCUCGGGGCUCGCCCUCCCAGCUCCUGCUCAGACUGGCAGGCUCUUCCUUUCGGGGGUGACCCUGUGGUGCCAGGGGGUGUCACGUGGCCUCAGAACUCGAGCUGGAGAGCUCACAGACCCCCUCGGCCGUCACCUUCCGUGUCCUGGGGGGACCUGAGGCCCAGAGGAGGAGGCAGCACAGCAGGACCCAGUCUGGGCUCCAUUCUUUGAGGCUCCUGCCGUGGCCAGGAUGGGAGGCCGCCAGGGGUCUGGUCUGCGGCUGCUAGCUGGGGUUCAGAGGCUGAGGCCCAGGGAAACGGGAUGGGGCCAUGGCAAGGGGACCUGCUGGUACCCAGGGAGAGGCGAGGGCAGGCCCAGAGAUGGUGUACGUGGGGGUUAUGGGAGGGCCUGGAGUGCCAAACAGAGGAGUUUGACUUUCAUUUUAACAAGUCCAGCGGGCUUCCAGGUGAGGUAAUGAUCUCCCCAUCCAUAAGGUCUUCAAGCUCACUUCUGAGGGAUGUUGCUUCUAGGAGGGGUUGGAGUGAGUUCCCUGUGAGUUUGUGGGUGUUCUUGGAUGAGGAGGUGCCUGUGAGCACAGUGGCCACAGGGUCUCCCCGGAAAGCACUGCCCAGCCUGGAGACUUGCCAGCGGGAGCCCCAGGGGCCUACUGAGCAGGCCCCGUGUCCUGUCCAGUCUCCUCGUCCCAAGCUGCCCCAGUCACUGGGGGGACAAGCAGCAAGUUCCCAGCAGGUCUCCCCGCAGCCCCUGCCCGAGGCCUAAUGCACCCCGACUCCAGAUGCCUUCCCUGGCUGGCCUCUCCUUCAGGAAAAGAGGCCAUCCCAGGUCAGGAAGGGGGUCCCCCCGCAGGCCAGGUGCCCGGGGUGGCUGCAGCUCCCUGGGCCUCCUGCCCCACCAUGGCCCCUGCUGCAGCGCCCACUUCCCUCCCCUGGCAGUGCCCACACUGAGCCAAUGCAGCGUCUUCAUCCCCCGAGAAAGACUGGUCACGGUUUUAUCACCUCAGAAAUGAGAAAAAUUCAGCCCAGAGACACCCCUGCUGCCGCACCCAUUCCCUGCCCCUCGCCCCAUCCCUGGGUGCACAGUGACCCCCCAGGGCUGGACAGAGAGGAUGCCACCUAUGGCCAAAGGCUCUGCCCAGGCCCAGCUUCUGAGGAAGCAGCCUCCAGCCCUGGCCCGAAGCCCGGCACAAGGAAGGGCUUCUGGCCCACCCGAGUACCGACCCCGAACCCGGCUUCUGGGGGCCAGCAGGACGCGGGGUCAGGGAGGGAGGCAGGGUCGGGCCCCCCUCACCGCGCUUCUCCUCGUUGCAGUCCUGGACACACAACAUCCAGCGGGAGAAGGAGUUCCUUCGGAAGCUGGUGAAGGCCCGCGUCAUCACCGACCUCACCAGCGGCAUCUGAGGGCGCACGACGUGGCACUCGACGCCGCAGCCUCCCCGGAGGCCAGGCCCGGCCCGUGACAGCAGAGCCGCCUUCCUGCCUCGUCCCUGGAGCCCCGGAUGGAUGGGCAGCUUCUGGGGCCAAGUGCCAAGGGCCGUGGGGGCAGGAGCCGCCCCCAGCCAGGGCCCCCGGGGCCAGCCUCCGUCUGCCCAGACUCUCUCCAGGUGGGCCUCCUGCAGACACUUGCCCCAGACUGGGCCUUGCCCGGGACCAAGGAGCCCUGCCUGGGCCUAAGGAAGCUCCUGGGCCCGGGGGACUUGCCUGCCCUGAGGGACCUGCCCGGCCCAAGCGGGGCCUGCCCGAGGCCAAGGGGCCCUGACUGGCUGGCUAGCAGGGUCUGGCCUUCCGGGCCCCUGGGAGGGUCUCUUCCCACAGUGUUUGCUGUAUUUUAUUUUAUUUUGUGGAUGCAGAGUUGGGGGUGGGAGGGGGAGGAGGGGGAUAAUUUAUUUUUUAAAGAAGGCUGAAGACAUGAAGUCUGGUUAAUGUCUGGCAGAGGAUUGCAGGGCACGUCCGGGGGGGAAAGGGGGGCGAGAGGGUCUGAGGAGUCGUGGGGAGCGGUGGGGGUCUGCCCCUGGCAGAAAGGGAGGCUUGGAGCCGGCCAGGGAAGGGGAGGGGGGAAGCCCUCGUUCUCUCCGCACCCCGAGCCCUUGGAGCCUCGCAAGGUCCGGAGAAGAGGCCCAAGCGCUCAGCUGCAGCUGCCGCCGGGGCCCAGGCCCGCUCCUCGUCCCCAAGGACCUCGUGGACCCGGAGUCCGAGGGGAUGGAGGCGGCUGCUCGUGUGGGAUCCAGGCCAGAGGGCCGGCCCGGCCAGGAUGAGCAGGAGCCUGUGCUAGCCCUUCUCCGGGGCCGAGGAGCAAUAAAGCUACAGCAGUCUGGCUGGUUUCUUCCUCACCUUCUCCCCUGGCGGGUCUCGGGCCCCCAGCCUGGUGCCCCCUGGCUGCCUCCCCCACUCAUCCCUGGGCCCCAGGCCGCCAUCCCACCCCCAGCUCUAACGGGCAGUUGGCCCCCCACGGUGUCUGACCAUCAGGCUCCCCGCUCAAGGCCAGGCUGUCCUGGAAGCCGGGGCCUUUGCCGGAAUGCAAGACCACAUUUGGCUUUUCCAGAGGUCAAGCCGGAAGUGGGCCCCAGGCCCCGGCUCUAAGCUCGGCCCAGCCCGGGCCCAGGAGAUCUCUCCAGAAAUUGGAGGCUGCCGUGGCCAUCCCGAGAGCCCUGCUGCCAAAGCUGCUGCCUUGUCCGGGCUCUGCCCCGAAGGAGAAGACAGCCCCUGGCCUCUCCUAGCAGGAAUUCCCCACGCAGGGGCUGUCUAUGGGGGCUGGGGGUGAUGUCCCCCCUCCCUCUGGCCCUGGGACGGUAGAGCCCUCAUCACGGGGGCCCAGAUCAAUGUGGUGAGUGACUACAGAGCCUGGGACUCUGUGGGGAAUCUCUCCUAUGGAGCCCGAAGAGUGUGCCUCAGUGUCUCAGGAGGAAGCACAGCAGCCAGAUGGGGCCCUUAUAACACUGGGGGUGGCCCUGGGGCCUGGCUGACCCACAGAUGGGCAAUAACAAGCAAUACCUUUUCCCUGGAGGGAGGCAGGAUGGCAGCCCGGGUUCAGGUUAGGCAGGGCCUUAGCCCCGAGGACCCCGGGGUGCAGGGAGUCGGGCUCUGGUUUUCUGGAGGUGGCCAUUCAACCCUCAUGAAACCCCCUCUGCAGGAAGCGCACGAUUCCCCUUCCCCUCACAGGGCUCUCCCUGCCCCCUGGGCAGUGCCCUGCACAGAGCGGGCACCUAGACCUCAGCCUGCCAUAUUGUGGUUCUUUCCCCAGGCAGCCCAUUUCCCUCUUGGACAGCGCGCGCCCUCAUGGGAGAAAGCGUCCACCACCUCCUCCGCUUCUCUCCCUCCCAUCCUCCCCAAGGGCUGCUCCGCCUUGGGAGCAGAGACGUGCCAACUGGCCGUCCUGGCAGGCUCCAAGGGAGGAUCUCUGGGUGGCCCAGUGCCUAGAGCCUCAAACUUGCAGUCCAGUCCUGUCUGCCACUAGCUGUGUGACCAGUGGCAAGUCACUGUCUGAGCCUCAGUUUCCUCAUCUGUAAAAUGGGGAUAACCAUAGCACCUACCUCCCAGUAUUGUUGUGAUAUCAUAUUUGUAAAGCACUUAGCACAGUGCCUGGCACAUAGAAGGAGCUUAAUAAAUGCUUGUUUUCAUCCUU
This is a messenger RNA of Monodelphis domestica (gray short-tailed opossum), 11127 nucleotides long. The record is from RefSeq and is a predicted model, not a curated record. NCBI's taxonomy places the organism in Eukaryota, Metazoa, Chordata, Mammalia, Didelphimorphia, Didelphidae.